GUGUAUGGACGUAGAUAUUUAGGCAACAAUUUGCAGUUUCAAGCCGCUAAGGACAUUAUAGACAAAAGUAAAAUGAAUAUAUACACCAUUUAUAUUUAAACAAGUAAAACUAGAAGCCAGAAUAAAACUUGGUUUGUUUGUUAAUAGUAAAAAUCUGACCGCAGAAUCGGGUGCAAGAUGGUCAAUAUGGCUAACAUUCAUCUUGAACUUUUGUUUACCUGUCUUCCUGUACAACUGUCUAAUCCUUUACAGGGACAUAGAAAUUUUUGUAUGUGUCUAGCCACAGAGAUUGUUAGUAGAAAUAAAAGGUGAUAGGGCCAACUAAAAAGAAAAAGGAAAAUGUGUUGGUAAAAUUUAUAAGAUAAAAUCAAGAUUUUGUAAAAGCAUGUUCAGUGCUUCUAACAACCACAUUGAACUGCUCAUGUGUUAGAAGGAAGGGAAUGUCUGGUGAAAAGUCAUUGGAUAUGGCUAGUCCCAGGGAAGAAAAGGAUUUUUAGUAAAUGGAACUGGAAAACAGUCAUCAUUUCAGUCCUUGGGGAUAAAACAUGAGAAUAACCUGCUGGGGUAGGAUUAUGCAUUGAAGUUGAACUGAUAUUUAUACCGAUUUGGUAAUAGGGCAGUGGGCUUUUAUAGUUUAAAAAAUGUGUCAUAAAAAGCCAAUUUGGGAAUGUUAAAGAAUUCAUAUUUUUUUUUUAAGAUGAAAUAGGUAGUUACAACAUUGCCUUAUGUUUUAUAUCUCAUCAUUUUCAUAGUUUCAGUCUUGGCGAUGGCUGAUAUAUGACGAAACAUAUUUUUACUUUUUGGGAUUUGGAGGGGAAAACAUACUAUUUGCCACUGGCUGUUGGGACCGAAUUUUGGCCCGGUAUUACUUAUUAGCCUGGGAAAAACAACACUGGCUCUCCCUAAUGGGUUGUGGUAAACUUUACAUUUGUAAUGUGCGUCAGAUUUGACUGUUUAUAACCAGCUGAAUUUUUUUAACACACUUAGGCAGGGUUUUCUUAGUUAUUUAUUAAACAGUGUAAAUCUAAGUCAUAUAAGUGUCAGUGCCAUAAAAUUUUUGCAAAUUGUCGUAUUUCAGAAUUAUUUAAUAAUUUCAGGGCUUGAUUUUAAUUUAUUUUUGCUUUCUAAAUUAUUUGCUAGAACAAGAAAUUUCAAGUUGAAAAACAUCAAGUUUAUUUGCAAGUUUGGUAAUCAUUUUUAUGUCUCUCACACCUUGGGUUCAUAAUCAUUAUAGUGAAGGCUUUUAGGGCAUGAUGAAAUUAGAAUUUAUUCCUCUGGUCACGAAUGUGUCCAUUUAUAAUGUAGUUACAAUUACAGUUUCUUUCACUUAACAAAAUGUGUAUGUGAUCGUUGUUUAUUUGUUAUGUAGUACAUAUUUCAACUUUAUUUACAUGCAAUAUGGUAGUUAAUAUUCUGGGCUUCCCCUCAUUCUUUGAUUCCCGCAAAAUUAUCCUUAUUUUGUAAAGCGAUAACACAACUUUCUACAUUAAUGAGAAUCAAAAGUGACGUUUAUUUAGAUGUAACAAAAUAUUGGUAAAAAAAUGUACAAAAAAGACAAAUGUUGUCAAGCCUAUUCUAGACCCAGAAUAUGUACAGCUCUCUUAACACAUGUAUAAGUAGUAUACAUUAAUAUAUAUUAUAUUGCAGGUUUAUUUGCAGAGCUGUUUUGAUAUAUUUUGAUUUGUUUAUAGUAAACUGAAUUAAUUGCAAAAUAGUGUGAACAGGUGACAUUAUCUGUUUAUUUGUACCACAUUAUAACAGCUGUCUAGAUGGUUAUUAUGUAUAAUUCUGAAGUUAUGAAUUAUAUACUUGGAAUUUCGCUUGUAUCAUUGUAUAUCAGUAAUGGCCUGUCAAGUGAAAGAAAUAACUUGGAGUAGAAAUUUCUGAAGACUGUAUUAAAUAAAUACACUUUAUUUAAAGCAAGAAAACAGAAGUCAAAAAAUACAAAGUAUCCUUCUGGUGAUUAAAAUAAAAAAAAGAUGAAUAUUAUACUAUUUUCUAGGACAUUUGCAUUAUGUCAUAUCUCAGUGUGUUCUUUUAAGAGACUCAGGAUUUCUUUGUCAGCAUACAUUUUGUUAUGUGUAUGUGUGCAGAGAAACUAAGAUACAGAAAAUAAUGAUAAGUGGGAUUUUUGUUUUGCUUUUUGAUAAGAAAACAACACAUUUAAAUCAGUAGCUUUGCAAAUACUAACUCACAUAAUAAAAUCGAGCAUUGAAAUAGGCUGUACCAGUUCUUAGCAUUUUGAAGACACGUUGGUCAAGUACGAGUCGGUGAUUUCCUUGAAGGAGAGUAACAACAAUGAAAAAAAGAAGAUUUGUAGUAAUGCAUAAAUUUAAGUGUUUAGCAAAACACCACAACAAUGGAUAUAUUGGAACGAGAAUUGUGUGUACUAUUUAUUAACAUUGAAUUUUUCAUACAGAAAGCCAAAAAGACUCAUUAAAUUCUAAAAUGUCUGCUUCAUUUUUCCAAACAGAGUAUUUAAAAAGUCUUUCCCAUUGUGUGUGAGACUGAGAGAGUUUUGCAUUUUGUAAUAUAUUGUUAAAAGCGAGAAUGUCUAAAAGUUUAUGUUUUUCAUAAUGCGUGUCUGAAGUGUUAAACAUACCUGGUUUUCCACUUGUAUGUUUAUUUGAAAUUUAUUUUCAUUUAAUCUAGCAUAAAACUAAUGUUUAUUAUGUUUCAGGAUGAAAAGUAAUUUCUAGUUUGUUUUGGAGUAUGUCUAUGUACAGUCAUUACAGCAGAUUUUGGUUUGCAAAAACUUGCAAUGUUACAUUGGUUAUAAUCUUUAAUUUUCCCCCCAAUUUUAUGAAAUGGAUACCGGUACUUGGCUAAUAUUUAUUUUGGUAUGUACAUUGUAAGUGAUUGAAUUCACUGGGAAAAAAUAAUACAGUGUGUACUCUUCACUGUAAGAAAAACACUACUUUGUUGUGUUAUUUAAUGUUCACUGGAGUCUUGACUGAAAACUGUUGUAGCUCCUUUAUUUAGUUACAAGUACAGUUUUCAUGUCAUGUAGAAUAUUGUAAUCUGUAGAAGUGACAAUUCCAGAGCGAACAGUUCUCUACAAAUGUACUUUAUUUUGUUUUCAAUUUAUAAGAAAUAAUAUUCUUAGCAUUUAUUCAGGCCUGGGAUUUUUCAGGGCUGGUCCUGAUUUCAGGAUUUUGGUUGCCAGAAUUUUCCUAUAUAACUCUAUUGAAAAUAGGAAUUUCAGGCUUGAGAAUGUAGAUUUUCAGGAUUUUGAUUUCUGACUGAAUCCCAGGCCUGUUAUUAAGUUGACUUAGAGAGGUCACUUUUUACAUUUUAUUCAGGUUUGGAUAUAUAUGCACUCUUUUUAGCUCACCUGAACCGAUUCAGGGUGAGCUAUUGUGAUAGUACUGUGUUCGCCGUCAGUUGUCUGGCGUAAGCUUUUUACCUUUAAAUGACUUCUUCUCUUGAACUGGUUGAUGGAUCACCACCAAACUUGAUUUGUAGCAUCCUCGUAAGAUCCUCCCUGGGAAUUUUUCCAGUGGUUCUGCUUGACUUGUUUAAGGGGUCACAAGAGCUAAGGCUUAAAAACCUUUAACAAUUUCUCCUCAUGAACCGCUUUAUCACCAAACUUGAUCUGAAGCAACCUUAUAAGGUCCUCUCUCCUAUUGUUAUGAAAUUACAAAUAGUUCUGCUUGAUUGAUUUUAGGGGCCACCAGAUCUAAAAAUAGAAAAAAAUAAAAUAAAAAAUAUUAUUCAGCUUCUUGUCAUAAACCGUUUGAUGGAUUAUCACCAGUCUAUGUCUGUAGCAUUCUAGUAAAGUCAUCUCUCAAAUUUUUAUAAAUGGUUUUCCACUUGAUUGAUUUUUAGGGCCAUCAGUGCAAAAAUAGAAAAAAAAACAAUGGCUUCUUUUAAUGAACAACUUAAAGGGUCAUCAUCAAACUUGGACUGUAGCACCCUAGUAAGGUCCUUUUAGUUUUGUUCAAAGGGUUAGUUUGCUGAAUUUUAAGGGCUGCCAGUGCUAAAGAAAAAGCUUUAAAUUAAUAAAUAGCCGCUUCUCAUGAACUGAUCAAACUUGGUCUGUUGCAUCCUUGUACGGACCUCUCCUGCGUUUGUUCAAAAUUAAUGUUUGCUUGUCACCUUGAAGGGCUGCCACAGUAAGUAAUAGAGAACCCCUUAAAUAACUUUUGAUGCUUUGCUUAAUGGAUGUUCAUCAGGCAUUGUCAAAAGCAAGAUCAUAAGAUCACAGUCUUUAGGUGAGCGAAUAAGGCCCAUUUGGGCCUCUUGUUAUAGUUUGACUGUAGGUCAAAUUAGAAAAUAAAACAAAAAUGGUCCAACUUUUUAUUCUAUACAUUAAAUUGUAAUGCAGUUGAAAUUUCUUUUAGAUAAGUGUACAUGAAACUUUUGAGUUGACAGAAAUAUUCAAAUAGUAUCAAAUGAACUGAAAGCCAGUUCUGUGAUUGUCACAUGGAGAUGAAAAAAUAUGAGAGGAGUUUCAACUGUAUUUUCAAAUCCAAAUCAGCCUUUUAUACUUGUCAUAGACACUUGGUUAUUGUUUAUGGGUAGUUUUAUGAUAACCUAUACCCAAGGACUCAUGCAUAUGAGUAGCUGAUAGUUUUCUACAUAAAAUUAUUUGCAGUUGAUUAAGGGGUCACAACUUAAUUGUUAGCAAAAAAACCCAAAAAAACUUUGAGUGAUAUGUUGAGAUGUUUGCGAGUCAUUGAGUAUAGGUUUAAUCAGAUCUAUUUAUUUUGAUAGUGGCAUGUUGUACUGUAUACAUUGUUGGGAGAAGUAUGAAAGAGAUACUUACAUUUGAGAAAAGCUACAGCAUGUUAAGCUUCAGUUAUAUGUUAGAUCAUUUUAUAUUUUUAUAAAUUGAAAUGAAACUUGGUAUAUAUUAUCAACAUGCAGUAGACAUAUGAAAUUUUUCAGCACUUACAUGUCCAAUUGUUUGUUCCAGAGUUAUGGCCCAUUUGAAAUAUUAAAACUACAUCAGAACAUUGCCAACCGUUUUCAUAGAAGAUUUUGCCAUAAUACAGCUACAUCAAAACUUAAGUCCUCCUACAGUAUUCAUCCACUUGAAAUGAUACUUGGUAUUCCUCAUCAAUAUAAAACAGACAUGCGUCUAUUUUUGAUACUUUCAUGUCCGAUUAUUUGUUCUGGAGUUUUGGCCCUUUUUUGGAAAUGAAGUAAUACAACUACAUGCACAACAGAACAUUGUGUACUCUAGUUCUACUAUUUUUUUCCAGUUGAAAUUAAACUUGGUAUACAUCAUCAGCAUGAAGUGGACCUGUGCAUAUAUCAGCACUUCCAUGUCCCCAUAUUGAUUGUUAUUUUCUGGAGUACAUUUGUUGUAACAGCCUUGUUGUGGACUUUAUUUAUUAUUCUAUCAAGCAUUUCCGGGGGCCAUGUUUUAUACAGUCUUGACAUCCUUCUUGUUUGCUUCAGAUUUUAAUUCUUUUGACAUAAGACAUGGCACUGUGAUCUCUUCUGCUAUUUUGUCUGGUUGUAUUGAGUAAAUAAUUUACAUACCCCUAACCUAUGUAAGGUCUUUUGAUAGGGUAGCAGAUUAAGAUCAGACUUUUGAAAAUAACUUGACAUUACAUAGCCUCUUAAUUCAGAUUUUGACAUAAGUUAACAAACUCUAGGCAAACUUGCUGGUGGUAAAAAGAAAGAGUGCUCUUUUGUCACAGUUCUAGGUCAAUUUUACAUGCAUAUUAAUAUUCAGUAUUUCAAGACAUCUAUAGUUUUUACUGAUCUACCUCUUGCAAUAUUCUAGGGGAAAAUGAGAAUAUUUCGUGAUUGUUUUUUUUUUUUACAAAAAUGAUAUUGUUAAUUAAUCAAAUUAAAGUUAGGAUUCAAACAGGCCAGCCAAAUGUGAAGAAGUUGAAACCACCGGAAAGGGAAAUGUGACAACCUGAAUGUUUUAAGGUCUGGUUGCUUACAACUCGUGCUCUGAUCCACCUGAUUUUGAAAUGAAAUCAGUUGAAAAGGCCAUCUUACACAACAAUCAAACUGAGCUUUUAAAAUUUUCAAAUUCUAAAUUUUAGUGUUUGAAUGAAGUGUGAUUUCUUCUUUAAUGUUAUGAGAGAAUUAGUGAGUGAGUGAAAAUCAUUCAGGACUGUGGUGACGUUAUUAUAUAGAAAUUUAAUAAUGAAAUAGAUGGCAUGUUUUCCACUUAAACACCUAGAUAUGGAUUAAAAGGACAUCAUCAGACAGCUUAUUGACUUGACAGCAGAGGGAUCAAGAAAAGAUGGCAAAGACAGGCGAUGACUGCUACUUCUUCUACUACCAAACUUGUAUAAAGGGUGCAGCAUGUCCGUUCAGGCAUGUAGAGGAAGCACGGUCAAGUACAGUUACAUGUGACAAUUGGAGAUUUAAUAGAUGCCAGGCCCUUCCAUGUCCAUACAGGCAUAUGGAACUACAGCAAAACACACCAUGCUUCUACGAAACCCAGCCAGGGGGUUGUACGAAGGUGAAUUGUCAGUUCCGUCACAAAUUCACUAAACAGCCGGCAGGACCACCAGUACCAGUUUCUGUUACCUCAGUUUCGGGGGAAAAUGUUGUUCAACAGCCACCUGUUACAGGACCAGUGCCAGUGAUAUACAAUCGUCCACCACCGGGACUGGCUUGGCCAGGACCAGGUAUUCCACCACCGCCUCGUAUGUUCCCAGGACCACCAGUAUCAGGACCGCCAAGACCUGUAGGUCCAGGGUUUCCACAUUACCACCCAGCAGGUCCACCACAAGGAAGUGUUCGUAUGAUACAGAUAGAGCCAGUCAUUAUCAACCCAAAUGAAGAAUCAGACCAGGACAGCAUUAAAGGGUCACCAAUGAAACCUGUUUCCAGAUCAGUGAUGCAACCUGUAGCCUCUGUCCCAGGACCUGCUCAAGUACAGUCUAGUAAUCCUUUGGAUUAUUUCCUAAAUGCCAAACCGUGGGUUGAUCCAAGCCAGAGAAAUGUUUUGAGAAGAUCUCCAAGUCCAAGACGAUCUCCACCAUAUCGUAAACAAGGCUCAGUCAGUCCUCGGCGAUCACAGAGCCCGCGGAGGUCACAGAGUCCAGAUGCAGUGAGCAGACGCAGGUCAUUAAGUGCUGAGAGAUAUAGCUCUAGUAUAAGGAGAAGAUCAGGAAGUUUAGAUAGGUCGAGAAGUCCAGAAUGGAGAGAUCGUCGAAGAUUUGGACGCCGCUCCAGCAGAAGUCCACCAAGAAGAAGAUCUAGGAGUCCAGAUCGUAACAAGGGAAGGUUGGGUAUUUUGAACCGGUUCCGACCAGAAUCUAGAGGACAAAAACUACAGGAAGUCAAAGUGACAGGCUCAAAAAUUAUCUCUAUAAAGAAAGAACGAAAAGAAAAAGAAGACGAAGAGAGAGAGAAGGAAAAACAGGAAGACAAGAAGGAAGAAAAAAUCAAAGUGAAAGCAGAGCCAAGUAAAGUAGUUCCAGUCAUUGAAGAGGAAGUUAAGUCUUUAGAAGACAUUUACAGAGAACGAGCUCUGCAAUCAUUGAUGGAUGCAAAAAGAAAGAAAAUCCUUGAAAACAAGAGAAAAAGAUGGGAGAAUGUGGACUCAAAAAGAAAAUCAGAAUCAGACAAAUCUGGGAAGCAGUCGGGUGAUGAUGAGAACCAGUCCACCACCAAUGAAGACCAGUCUGCUGUAGAUGAAAAGGGAGAUAAUCAGAAUGAAGAAGUUGAUUCUAGUAGUGACUCACCUGAUGAUGAAGAUAACAAAUCAGAUAUUGACCUCCCUGAUGAUAUAGAUAUUGAAAUUGGAGAAGGGGAACUAGAAAGUGACAAAGAAGGUAGCGAGAAAAGCGAAGCUAAAUCAGAUAGAGAGUUUGAAUCUCAAGAAAGCGAAGAAGAAUCGCAUGAAAAACCAAACAGAAGAACAAAGAGUUCUGUGUCUGUGAAAGCAAAGCCUAGUGUUAAAUCAAGACUUGGCAUUAAAGCAGUGGAUAAGGUUCCAGAACGUAGAGUACAAGACCGUGUUCAAGUCAGUUCUAAGAAAAGAUCCGUGAAAGACAGACUUGGCAUAAAAUCUAGUACACACAUGGAAACCGAAAAACCUGUAAGGACUGGUGUAAUAAAACUGAACAGGAAGAGCAGGGCUGAUGACAUUAUGUCCAGGAUAAGAAUCAAUCGUGAUGUAAGAGAACGAAAACAUGAGAGUAAGAAUAUUUUAAUGGUACCGCAAAUUACAAUAAAGAAUCAGUUAGACAUUGAAGGAAGAAAAGCUGGAAUAAAACAGAGACUGGGCCUUCUUGAUGAUGAGGAAAAUGAUUCUGAUUCUAAGAAAGAGAGAAGAAGGAAGAGAGGAGUUGAUGAAGAACUGAUGAAACUUCUUCGUGAAGAGGAUGCUGAAAUUGACAAAGAAGAUUUAGAACUUUUGUCAAAGAAAGAAAAAAAGAAAUUAUUGAAGAGAUUGUUAGCUCAGCAGGGAAGGGAAGAAGAAUAUGAAUUGUUAAGAAAAAAGAAGAAAAGAGGGUUUAAGAAAAGGAAAGAACAUAUAGAUGAAGAAGGAGACAGGGAAUCAAAACGAAGGAUCAAGAUACAAAGUCGACUUGGAAGGAAAGAAGAAGCUGAUGAUUUUGAGGAGGAGGAGGGAGAUGCAGGGGAAGAUCUUCCAUCAGAGGAAGAAAUACAACUAGAGGAGGAUACACAAGACGCAGCAGAAUCCAGUCCAAAGAAGCAUGUUGAAGAAAAUACAGAAAGUCCUGGGGAAGAGUCUGAAGAAGAAGAUGUUCAAGAGGCAAGACUUGUGAAGAGCCUGGAGGAUAUACAGAGAGAGAAGGAAGAAAAAGAGGCCAAACUGAGGGAGGCGUUAGAACCAAAGUCAUUGGAUGAUAUAAGAAGAGAAAGGGCAUUGAAAAAAUCACAACCUGUUGAUGCAAGAAUAAAGAUUGCUGCUGGACAAAACAAAAGAAAAAUCAUUUUGGAGGAAGAGCAGCCAUCUAAGCCUGUGGAGCCACCUGUUCGUAUAACAUUCACUGGCAUGGAUUCUGCACCAAAACCUAAGCUGAUACGUCUUGGAAGGGAGCAGAAUGAAAAUGAUCAGCCAACAGAGUCUAAGACUGCCAGGCGAAUCAGGCUGGAACGACCGAUAUAUGUCCCACCUACUGUCAAAAAAACAGAUGCACCUGUGGUUGUCACAAAAGCCCCAGGACCUCCAAAGGGUAGAGAGAUAGUCGACUAUGGAGAUAUGUUUCCUAAGAAAUCUACCUCAAAAGAAGACAUAGGAGUGAAGAAGAGUACAGUGAAAUUGAUCACGUCAGCAUCUGAAAGUGAUCUCUCUGUACGACCACGACUGAAGCUUCAGAAAGGACCACCUAAGGUUGAGGUUAAAGAUGCUACAGUAAAGACCUUUGCAGAGAUCAUGGCGGAGAAGAAGAGAAAACGUCUUCUUGCACAACAGGGAAAGCCAUACACACCUAUAUCAUUUGAUGAAACAGAGUCAUCACAAGAGAGUAAAUCAGUGUCUGGGGAGGACAGGUUGUCUCCCUUGCCUACACAACCUCAGGUCACCCUCCCAUCCAGCAGCAUAAAUGUAUCUAGUGCAGUAAAAACACAAACAUUGACUAAGUCACUCAGUACCUCAAAUGUAGAACAAACUGAAAAUAAACCAAAUCGCUGGAAAAGGCGAAAAGUUAACAAUCCACAAGAGCUUUCGCCAAAAGAAACAGUUACAAAAUCUCAGGAAAUUAGCUCUGAAAGCAUUAAAGACAGUAAAUCAUUAAAAGAUACUAAAUUGUCAGAGAAGGUGGAGAAAAUUGAUGAGUCAGGUUUCCAGGAGGAGUUAAAUUCUCAGAAGUCUUCACCAUCACCUGUGAAAAGAGAGCUGUCUGUCUCAGUUGAAGAAAGUAAACCAUCUGCAGAGAAGAAAAAGAAAUUGUCCGACAGCUUUUUGGACUUUGAGGAUGAUUUACUGGAUGAUGAUGUGGGUGACAUAGAUCUCGAUAUAGGUGAUAAUCAAGAUCCAGAUGAACUUAUGAGAGAAAUUGAUGAAUUACUUUCUUAGAAGAGAAGUUGAUGAACUACAUUUUUAGAAGUGAAAUUGAUGAACUACUUUCUUUGAAGAGAAAUUGAUGAACUACUUUCUUAGUUGAGAAAUUGAUUAACUACUUUCAUUGAAGAGAAAUUGAUGAACUACUUUCUUAGAAGAGAAAUUGAUAAACUCUUUCAUAGAAGAGAAAUUGAUGAACUACUUUCUUAGAAGAGAAAUUGAUGAACUACUUUCUUAGAAGAGAAGUUGAUGAACUGUUUACAUCUAUAGAUUAGAUUGAGGGAAUUCAUAGCAGAAAACUUCUAAGAGAAGUUGGUAAACAACUAUUAAAGAGCACAGUUUCAUGAAAGAAAUUGAUGAACUAAUCUCAGAAAAGAAAUUAUGAGAGAAAUUGAUGGAACUUCCUGAUUUGCUCAGCAAGUUUGUGAAAUUGUUUUAAUGUGUUCAUAUUGGGUAAAUGUGGGUUUUGUAAUGUAUUGUUAGUAAAAAUAGAAAGACAGAAGUUCAUGAAAUAUUACUGAGUGUCAUUAAAUAGUUAGCUUAUAUGACAGUCACAGCUUGAUCUCAAUUUAGUGAUCAGUAUGAUCCAGGUAAUAUUUGUUUCUCAUGUAAAUGUAAACACAUUUAUCAUUUUAAUGUUCAACAAAGUGAUCUGAGAAAAGAAAACAACUCCCAAUUCUUCCAUGGCUGGCUUUCUUGUAUCCAUUUGUUUCAGGUAUUUAAGGACUGAAAGAUACAGAAAUACAUGAAAAGUGACUGCUUUAGAUGUUGCAUAUUUUAAUUAUUUACUAACAUAUGUUUGCCUAGUUUGCACAUUUGUAGCAUUUCAUGAGUAAAAAGAAAAACUUAGGUAUUAAAUAGGAGAGAAAUUAUUUGUUAGUGCAGCAGAAGAUGCAUCAUGUUUUUACUAUGAUAUACUUUUGUUGAUUUCCUUAAUAUAUAUAGAAUUUUUUUGAAAAACUUAUUUCUGUUAGUUUCUUGAAUAUGGCAUUACUUUAAAGCCCUUGAAUUUUAUGAUACUUACAGUUUCUUGAAUUUCAUAAUACUGCCAGGUCCUUGAAUUUCAAAAUACUGACAAGUCUUUAAAUUUCGAAAUACUGCCAGGUCCUUGAAUGUCAUAAUACUGAUAGGUCAUUGAAUUUCAUAAUUCCCACAGGUCCAUGAAUUUCAUAAUACCCACAGGUCCUUGAAUUUCAUAAUUCCAGCAGGUCCUUGAAUUUUGGAAUAUUGUUAGGCUGUUGAAUAUUAUUAUAUUGUAAAUAUCUUCAACUUAUUGUUUGUGAAUACAUGAAUUAGCUGAAAUGUCUUGUAUAUCUUGCAUUUAUGAACCAUUUCAUCUGUAUAUAUGCGAGGUCUUAAAAUUGCAUGGAUGAAAUAAGCUUAAAUAGAUAUAAAAUGUUCUUUAAUGAAUUUGAGUGAGUAAAAGAAAUCGAGAAAAGGUGAAUAUAUGAAAAUUAUAAUAUAAGAAAACUCAGAAAUGGAUAGAAAUAAUAAAUUGCACUUGAAUUAUUGAAUAAAUGUGAAGGAAUGAAUGAAUAGGAGUGAAUGAAUGUAUGAAAGAAAGUGUGCAAGCUAAUAUCAAUAAAUGGAUACUAAGGAAUUGAUGACUGAUUGAAAAUGAAUGAAUGAAAGAAUGAAUGAAUGAACUUUUGACUGAUUGAAAAUGAGUGAAUGAAUGAAUGAAUGAACUUAUGACUGAUUGAAAAUGAGUGAAUGAAUGAAUGAUUGAAUGGAUGAAUGAAUGAAAGUAACUUAAUGAAUUAAAAAGUGAAUUGAUAUUAAUAUUAAUGUGUGCGAAUAAAUGAGACAUAAAUACUUCCCAGCUAAAGCUUCCAUAAUUUUUGCUACGUUAGUGUACAAUUUUCAUGAUGAAUGGAAAAGUUCCACUUGUUUAAUUGUCCAAUACAGAAUGAAUAUAUCAGUAUUGUCCUCUGUAAUUUUGUACAUUGACCACUGUCUUGUCUCCUAUUUUUUUUAUGUAAAUACGAUCUCAGUUAUUUUUGUACAAAGUCAGAUUUUCAGUCUUUGAUAGGCAAUGUUUAGUGAUCCUUUAUAAAUUUCUAUCACUUUAAGAAAUAUGUUGCAUUUGUGAAUUGGAGACACAUCGACAGACUGUCGGAACAUUUGUUAAUUAUAUUAAGUGCUACAUUGAAUUGUUGUUAAUAUUUCAGUUACAAAUAUGAUGAAAUGAUGAGUGCUCUGUCAGAAUUUUGUUAAUACUUGUUAAUAAAAAUCCACUUAGAAAUGAUUGAAAUGUUUUUGGAUAUUGAAAAACAUAAAGCAAUGAAACUAUUCAAUAGCUAUGUUAUUUAGACAAUGUGUAAAGUGACACAGUUACUGGCAUAUACAUGAAGAUCAGACAUGUUUUAUGAUACAUCUGUUGUUCAUUCACAAUCAAUCAUGUGUUCAUGGAAACUGUUAAAAUACAAAAAAUAUUUUAAUUUAAGAUCCUGUACAAAUUGACAAAAUAAAAGCAGAAAAGAAUAGAA
This is a messenger RNA of Mercenaria mercenaria, 12441 nucleotides long. RefSeq names its product zinc finger CCCH domain-containing protein 13-like. Lineage: Eukaryota; Metazoa; Mollusca; Bivalvia; Venerida; Veneridae. The record is from RefSeq and is a predicted model, not a curated record. The transcript has 22 exons. Gene Ontology annotation, molecular function: metal ion binding. Bases 6212 to 9967 code for a protein of 1251 amino acids.